CCCAGGUUUCGAACAACUGACCUCAUGCUCCUCUCAAUUGGUGUCUUGGAAUAAAAGUGGGAAACACAAUUUUAUGCAUAUUAAGCAACUGUCCCAAAAUAUCCCUUAACGAACACCGAACACCCACCCGCCACUAGACAUGUCAUCCUCCGCCCGUCCUAUGUGGCGCGAUCUGACGGUCCGAUUUGUCACAAAGUGUUAAUCCGUACUAAAAGACGGCGGAGAUCGUCAUUGGGAUAGACAGCUGGUCAACUGCACUUCUGUCCUUUUCAUAUAUAAUCGGCCCCUUUAAAUGGCCUCAUCUUUUUCCAGCGGCUACAGGAGCUACAAAUCCAUGGCGGAAAUCCACUGUGCCUAAAGUUUGAGGCACAAGAUUUCAUGAAAUAGAGAGGGGCAACUGGCAUGCCGGUGGUGUAACACAAUAGACACUUUAUUCAUGUCCAUGUUUCUCCACCGGAAGGUCAAAGUAGUUCAGUCUCUUGCACUUACUUGAGGGUAGAUAAGAUUUGGACAGAACAAAAUAUGUAUCUGUUCAACUUGAUUUUGUUCUAUGAUGUUGACCUUGUUUGAAGUGAGGAUAAGGAAAUGUGAGUGCAAAGAAAAUAACAACAGAGCUUUUUUUGUGUCCGGUGAUUGCUGUCGAAGUGGAAUAUGGAUGGAUUGGAUCAAUAGUAUUCCUGUCUGCCCAACAUUUUAUCCAACAAUGGAGGAGUUUGAAGAUCCAUUGUCUUAUCUCCAGAGCAUUGCCCCUAAAGCAUCAAAAUUCGGAAUAUGCAAGAUUGUUUCACCAGUGUCUACAGUAGUGCCUGCUGGAGUGGUUCUAAUGAAGGAGAAAUCUGGAUUCAAGUUCACCACUAGAGUGCAGCCAUUUAAAGUUGCAAGAUGGGAUACUGAAGAACAAAUUAAGUACUAUAUGAGUGGAAGAAAAUACUCCUUCCGUGAAUUUGAGAAAAUAGCAAACAAGCUAUUUGCUCAUAAAUUUUCUACUUCGGCAAGCUUGCCUGCCAAAUUUGUUGAACGAGAGUUCUGGCUUGAGAUAACAUCAGGGAAAACAGACUUUGUUGAGUAUGCCUGUGAUGUUGAAGGGAGUGCCUUCUCGAGAUCAGCAAAUGAUCCACUAGGAACCAGCAAGUGGAACUUACAGGAUAUUUCGAGGCUUCCAAAAUCUGUUCUGCGCCUGCUUGAAUCUCCAAUUCCGGGGGUGAGUGACCCAAUGCUUUACAUUGGAAUGCUCUUUAGCAUGUUUGCAUGGCAUGUUGAAGAUCACUAUUUAUACAGCAUUAACUAUCACCAUUGUGGUGCAUCCAAGACAUGGUAUGGUGUUCCUGGGCAUGCAGCUUAUGAUUUUGAAAAUGUAGUUGUGGAAAAUGUGUAUGGUGCAGAAAUGUCCAUUCAUGAAGGAGAGGAUGCAGCUUUUAGUUUGUUGAUAGGAAAAACAACAAUGUUUCCACCAAAAAUAUUACGUGAGCAUGGAGUUCCUGUUUAUAAGGCUGUACAAGAGCCUGGGGAGUUUGUGAUUACGUUUCCUCAGGCAUACCACGCAGGCUUUAGUCAUGGUUUUAAUUGUGGCGAGGCAGUAAAUUUUGCAUUAGUUGAUUGGUUUCCAUUUGGGGCAGCAGCCUGUAAACGUUAUGAAAAUCUGAAUAGAGUACAAAUACUUCCUCACGAACAACUACUGUGUAAAGAGGCAAUGCUUCUUGCAAACAAUAGAUUGUGUUCUGGAGAUGGAACGCAGCACUUGAUGAAGAUUGCAUUUGUUAGCCUUAUAAGACGUCAGCAUCAGUUUUGUUGGUUACUGAAGAAGCAAGAAGCACAUAUAUUUUACUCGCUGGGUUAUGACAGAAAUGUACUAUGCAGUGUCUGCAAUCACUGGUGCUAUGUUGCAUUUGGCAUAUGCCAAUCCAACAGGCACACUGUGUGUUUAAAUCAUGCAAUGAAGUGCGGAUGUGGCUGCAUUCCAACCAUCUACUUAAGAGACGAUAUAUCUGCAAUGGAAGCAGUAGCUCAGGAAUUUGAACAAGAGGAGGGGGUGUUGGGAGAAUCACUGAAAGAGUUGCCUGUUUUGCUCGAUGAACACAAUGAUUAUGUUCCAUACUCUAGUGUCAUUUCAGAGCAAAAUCAAAAUUAUGUUUUUUCUUCUUCAGUGAGCCAAAAUAAUGGAACAACAUCCUCUGGUUUUGAGAAGGAGUCUUCCAAUGAGGAAAGUUAUAUCGUAGGUAACAUUGGGGAAAAAGGUGAUGAUGAUUCUGAUUGUGUACCAUUUAGGGUAAAGAGACAGUGCAGAGCUUUACCUGAGAACAAAAUUUCAGAUCAUGAAAGGGAUUUUAUCUAUUCAAACAAAAUCUUGCAAGAACCUGAAUUCUGUUGGCCAGAAAAUUCCAUGGAGAAAACAACUGAUCCUGUCAAGAGUAGCAGUGACUUAGGCCAAAGUGCUGCAGUUAAAGCUACAGAUGUGCCUAAUAGUAAGCGGAAAGAAGGUUCCCUUAAAUUUAGGCUAAAAAUAAGAGGCCCUUCUCUUCCUGUUGGGACUACCAUAUGACGUGAUCAAACAGAUAACAAGACAUUUGUAUCAUAUCAGGAAAUUUUUAAAAAUCGUUUAAAAGUGGCGAAGACACGAGAUGUUCAGAGGAAUCGAAAGUGGAAGGGCAUUUAGCAACAUUUAUUUCUUACUGAAGGCUCCUGUACCUGAUAUGGAAUUCGACUAACCAUAGCCCCCAUUUUCUAAUCACAUUUUUUUUCCAACCAAUAGAUUAGCAGCAUGUUACCUAUACGUUCCGUGUACAGAAUUGAAUUGAUUCCUGACUGCUGCUAAGAAUUAUUUGAGGUGUUACUCUCCUAUGGAGAAGCCUUUGCAAGGGUUAACAUUUUUCUUAUUCCAGUCUUAAGUGGGAUGGCCUGCCAGAUGGACAACUUAGAAAUAGAAAGGGGUCGACAAUUCCAUCUUCUCAUUUGAAAAAAAGCUUAUUAUUUUAGGACAGCUGGUGGGUAGAAUGUAACAGCUAAUACAACAGGCCUAACUGUAAAAUAAUGCUCAUUUUUCUUUCAAUUUUUUCAUGAAGCCUAAGAGGGGGCAUUCCCCUAUUCUAUUUUUUUGAUUUUCAAUUUGAAGCUGAUUCUUAGGCUUUAUGAAUUCUUUAUUCUUACAGUGCAAAAGCACUUGAAUGUGAAUAAAAUUCAAAUUUGAUGUAAACCAAUGGCGUCCUUUGCCAGUUGUCAUUUAUUUCAGCAGUGAAGGGGAAUGAAAAUGAAGUGACCUUUCACUGCAAGUUUGCAUUUCUUGUAACUUCCAAAUCGGAAAUAAAGCUCCUUAUGAAACAGGUAAAUAUCUCACAUUUUUGGACUGCA
Molecule: messenger RNA, 3345 nt
Organism: Cryptomeria japonica (Japanese cedar)
Lineage: Eukaryota; Viridiplantae; Streptophyta; Pinopsida; Cupressales; Cupressaceae
Product: lysine-specific demethylase JMJ13
Exons: 15
Coding region: 551-2539 (662 amino acids)
Biological process (GO): chromatin remodeling
Cellular component (GO): nucleus
Molecular function (GO): histone demethylase activity
Source: RefSeq, a predicted model, not a curated record